UUGAGGCUCACAAUGGGUACACUGCAGCGAGUUCUUUGGAGUUUUCUUUGCUGCUUUAUAACUGUUCAGUCUUUCCAUAGGCCAGAUGAUUUGAUGUUUCAUCAAGAUUUUCAAAGCCCGUUUGAUGAUAAUUGGUUCUUUCCAUUUGAAGGAAACUUGAAUUUCCCAUCGUUUGAUACCAUUUUCAGCUCUUGGAAAAAAUGGAGCCCUGACUUCCACAUGCUGGCUGAAUUUCCUCCCAUCAUGGAUGUUCCAAGAGUCCAAGUGUUUUGUGAUGAAACCAAACUCACUUUGUUGGUUGACAAGGAAGCGUUUGGUGUUGCAUUGACUGCAGAGGAGAUACAGCUGGGCAAUGGGUGCUACAGCAACCAAGAAGAAAAGGAUCAACUUGUGUUCAUCUAUAACUUGGACCAAUGUGGAACAACAUCUAUACUACAGAAUGGUUUGCAGACCUUCACCAAUUCGCUCCACAUGAAUCUCAAGAGAAAACCAACCACCUUGUGGCAAACUAAUCCAACGAUUCACAUCUCCUGCACCCCAAAGAGGCUUUACAUGGAGCCUAACAUGAUCUCCCAGCCAUCUUGGGCUGUAAAGAGAUUUGACAUCCAAGCUAUGAAUCCCUUGUGGACACAAAGAGCAGAGUCUAAUGUUUACAAAAGAGGCCAGGUAGUCAGACUGCAGGCUUCUGCUGAAACUAGACCUGGUCAGCAGCUUUUCAUCCAGUCCUGCUUUGUCUCUGCAUCCCCUGAGCCCCAGGCAAGACCGAGGCACGCAGUCAUACUAAACAAAGGGUGUGCAUCCUCACUGGGUUCUCGGCACCCUGUUGCUCUGUUCGCAGCUACCAACAGAGCUGAUGUGGUUAACCUGAUGCUGAACACAUCUUAUCUCACUGCUGAGUUGUAUGUCCACUGUAGUGUGGUGCUGUCAGAUCUGGGAGUCAACAAUGCAGCAAAAUCCUGUAACUACAACUCGACUGGAUCACGAUGGGAGGAACUAAGUGGCGACACAGAAGUCUGUGCUUGCUGUAGCUCAAAGUGUAAAGGACAGUCGCACAAGAACCUUCCUGAUGGUGCCAAAGGAGCCGUCAGCCUUGGCCCAUUGCUCAUAGUGGAUGAGUGGGAGUUCAGCACUGUUCUUCCAGACUCUAAACGCCUUGAAUCAUCAGGUUCCUCCUUGCCCACCACCACAAGGGCUUCCACUGUACCUGGAGAAGAUGGAAUAGUUUCUUCUGCUUUUCUGAGCCAAGGCGAGCUCCAGUCUUCCCCAAAGGGUAUCUUAGUGGUGCACCAGGAGCCGACAACCAGGUUAACUGUUUGGCUACCUGAGCAAGUGCAGGGUGAUCUACCCACUGCACCUGUAAUCGAGAAUAUAGGUGGCUCUUCACAGUGGGACACUAAGCUGGUUGAUGGGUGGCAGAUUCCACAAAAUGACUUUUCCUUUGAAUUUCAAAGGAAAAGUAGAUAUGAUCAUUUGGACACAGAAAAAAACCAACCUGGCUUCCCUCAUCCUACUGAGAUGGAUGUUAAUCCUUUGCUGGUUGAGCCAAAAGCUGCUGUCCCAGAUGCAACAGCACAGGAAAGCCAAAUGAAUAGGUCACCAUCGAGCAAUUCUGAGCUGCAAAGGGAUGCAGCGGUGGAGCCGGACUUGGAGGUCCAGCCAAUAAUUCGUACAAAACUGGAGUUUUCAAAGGGUGCAGAUGGGUCAAAGAAGCUCAGUUACGAGGAAGAAGUUAAGCAGCAGGAGACCAGGCAUGAGGCGAAGGAUGGUGUGAAGAGGAAGCACAGACUGAAGGGGCUGCGCUUAACAUUUGUGGAUUUAUUGAGGAAAAUGGAUAAGGAAGAAUGAUGCAACAAACAACAAAAUAAACAUUCAUUCAAACAA
Messenger RNA from Cyprinodon tularosa, 1881 nucleotides. RefSeq names its product zona pellucida protein C (gene zpcx). Gene Ontology annotation, biological process: egg coat formation; binding of sperm to zona pellucida; positive regulation of acrosome reaction. The transcript is spliced from 9 exons. Gene Ontology annotation, molecular function: acrosin binding. The coding region runs from base 13 to 1845 and encodes 610 amino acids. Gene Ontology annotation, cellular component: extracellular matrix. NCBI's taxonomy places the organism in Eukaryota, Metazoa, Chordata, Actinopteri, Cyprinodontiformes, Cyprinodontidae. The record is from RefSeq and is a predicted model, not a curated record.